UGAACUCGCAUCCUCGUGGAUACUAGUCAGGUUCUUAACCCUCUGAGCCACAAUGGGAACUCCCCCAGGCCCUCUUCCGCCUUUGGGAGGCAAAGCUACCGCAGAGCCCCCUCCCCCACCCCUGCUUCCCAGCCCACCCAGACCUCGGUGCUGGUGGCUGGGCCACUUCUUUUUUUUCUUUUUCUGGCCACCCUGCGGCAUGUGGAUCCUGGAUCAGGGAUCAGGUCUGAGCCGAAGUUGCAACCUACACUGACCUACACUGACAUUGCAGGAACACCCGUUCCUUAACCCUCUGUGCAAGCCCUGGGAACUCUGAUCCUGUUGGGUCAUGUUGGAGCUCCCGGGCACUUUCUAAUUGUGCUUGGGGCCCAGAGAGGGGUGGACACUGGUCAGAGGUCACAGUUAGUGGUGGGACCUGGGCUCAAGUGUCCUUCUGUCUGCUCAGACGUUCCUGGAACACAGCCUCUGGGCGCCUGGGGAACAGCUGGCCGGGAGACGUUUCUGGAAAGAAACUAGAAGGGGGCAUUUACACACCACACAGGAGAUGGGAAAUGGCUGAUCCUGGAUUAGCUGGGGUGGGGGGAUGGAUCCAGGGUGUGGGGCUGGGGUGGAGGCCAGGGCAGCCCCACCCAAGGACAGUUGGGUUUUCUCUGGUGGAGGGAAGGGGAGGGGUUGAGGUGGGAUUGGGUCUUGUCUGGGCUGGGAAGGGUUAAGCCCUCCCUGGCUCUCUCUCCUCUCUCUCCCAGGCCGCUCUCCCCUCCUGACCUUUCUCCUCUCAGGCCGGCCGGCCUUGGGCUCAGCACCCUAAGCCACCCGAGCAGCACCCUGCUAGAUUCUCAUGGCCAACCUGAGCCCCUCGCAGCUCCAGAAGUUCCAGGAGGAUGGGUUCCUGGUGCUGGAAGGAUUCUUGUCUGCAGCCGAGUGUGUGGCCAUGCAGCAGAGGAUUGGCGAGCUUGUGGCCGAGAUGGAUGUCCCUCGCCACUGCCGCACGGAAUUUUCCACCCAGGAGGAGGAGCAGCUGCGAGCCCAGGGCAGCACAGACUACUUCCUGAGCAGCGGUGACAAGAUCCGAUUCUUCUUUGAGAAGGGUGUCUUUGAUGAGAAAGGCAAUUUCCUGGUCCCUCCGGAGAAAGCCAUCAACAAAAUCGGCCAUGCUUUGCACGCCCAUGACCCUGUCUUCAGGUGCAUCACUCACUCGCCCAAGGUGCAGGCCUUGGCCAGGAGUCUGGGCCUCCAGAUGCCCGUGGUGGUGCAGAGCAUGUAUAUCUUUAAGCAACCUCACUUUGGUGGCGAAGUCUCCCCUCACCAGGACGCCUCCUUCCUGUACACGGAGCCCCUGGGCCGGGUGCUGGGCAUGUGGAUGGCACUGGAGGAUGCCACGCUGGAGAACGGCUGCCUCUGGUUCAUCCCCGGCUCCCACACAGGUGGGGUGUCGAGAAGGAUGGUCCGGGCCCCUGCUGGCUCGGCCCCGGGCACCAGCUUCCUUGGGUCUGAGCCAGCUCGGGAUAACAACCUCUUUGUGCCCACACCAGUGCGGAGAGGCUACCUCUUUGGGAAACCAACUGAAACUGAACCUGAGACUUAGUUUCCCCAAAUGCAAAGUAGAGAAGCCAGUGAGAUGACAGGUAAAGUGGCGCACAAGUGCUCACAGAUGCUGGCCGUCAGCACAUCCUUCCUUUUAUGUAUGUAGGUAUGUAUGUAUUUAGUUUGCUUUUUAGGGCCGCACCCACAGCGUAUGGAGG
This is a messenger RNA of Sus scrofa (pig), 1742 nucleotides long. RefSeq names its product phytanoyl-CoA dioxygenase domain containing 1 (gene PHYHD1). The record is from RefSeq and is a predicted model, not a curated record. NCBI's taxonomy places the organism in Eukaryota, Metazoa, Chordata, Mammalia, Artiodactyla, Suidae.